AUGGCACUACUAGUCGACAAACUACGGCCACGGUCGCUGGACGCACUCACAUACCAUUCAGAUCUCUCAGACAGAUUAUCAUCGCUUGCCUCAUCACCCGACUUCCCACACUUGCUCUUCUACGGCCCAUCCGGCGCCGGCAAGAAGACCCGCAUCCUCGCCACCCUCCGUGCCCUCUACGGACCCGGCGUUGAGAAGAUCAAGAUCGACGCCCGCAUCUUCCAGACAUCAUCUUCCCGUAAACUCGAAUUCAACAUCGUCUCCUCCGUCUACCACCUCGAAAUCACUCCCAGCGAUGUCGGCAACUACGACCGCGUCGUGAUCCAAGAGCUCCUCAAAGAAGUCGCGCAAACUCAACAAGUCGACCUCAAUGCACGCCAACGCUUCAAAGUAGUCGUCAUCAACGAAGCCGACAGCCUGACUCGAGAUGCCCAAGCCGCCCUCCGUCGGACAAUGGAGAAAUACAGCAACAACGUGCGGCUGAUUCUGGUCUCGAAUUCUACGGCGGGCAUCAUCGCGCCCAUCCGCUCACGUACCCUGCUCGUCCGGGUCGCCGCGCCCACCGAGGCCGAGAUCGUCACCGCCCUAGCCAAAGCAGUUUCCUCCCAGAAGUCAUGGAAAGCUGUCCCCGCCCUCAACGCCCGCAUCGCACACGAGUCCGGCCGCAACCUACGCAAAGCCCUGCUCAUGCUCGAAGCCGUUUACGCCUCUACCCCCGAACCCAGCGAGAAGACACCCAUCCAACCACCCGACUGGGAAUUUCUCAUCACAGAGAUCGCAAAUGACAUGAUCCGAGAGCGCUCGCCAGCACAGAUCCUCAACGUGCGCGCGAAGCUGUAUGAUUUGCUGACACAUUGUAUACCCGCCACGACGGUGCUGAAGACGCUGACGUGGAAGUUGUGUGAGCAUAAGGCGGUGGAUAAUGAGAUCAAGCCGAAGAUUGUGGAGUGGGCGGGGGAGAUGGAGCAUCGGAUUCGGUUGGGGAGUAAGGUUAUCUUCCAUUUGGAGGCGUUUGUGGCGCGGUUUAUGAGGGGGUAUGAGAGUUGGCUGGUUAAAGGGGAUCUGUGA
Molecule: messenger RNA, 1068 nt
Organism: Cyphellophora attinorum
Lineage: Eukaryota; Fungi; Ascomycota; Eurotiomycetes; Chaetothyriales; Cyphellophoraceae
Product: Replication factor C subunit 5
Exons: 2
Coding region: 1-1068 (355 amino acids)
Biological process (GO): DNA-templated DNA replication; DNA repair
Cellular component (GO): Ctf18 RFC-like complex; Elg1 RFC-like complex; nucleus
Molecular function (GO): ATP hydrolysis activity; DNA clamp loader activity; DNA binding
Source: RefSeq, a predicted model, not a curated record